GAGAGAGAGAGAGAGAGAGGAUUGGUCGCUUAGAGAGAGAACAUGGGCAGCUCCCAGCUGGAGUGUUUGGAAGAUAGUCACAUUAAUGUUAGAAUUACUGACAAAAAUCCAGAGUUUUAUUAUUGUGAACAGCAGCGUCAGGCCUUGGAUGUGCUGCUAAAAUUUGACGAGGUUAAUUUUCGCAAGCUUCUGGAGAAAGAGGGAGUCAAAGAGUUUAUUUCCUCAAAGGAGGCUGAGCAAAUUCGUAGAAACCACCAGAGAUAUGAGGUUGAGGGGAAAGACAGUGGAAGGGAUAAGAAGGCAGUGAGUGACAGCAAGUCGACAUAUUGGCCAGAUCAGAGUGACACAACGAUACCCGACCUGGACAUGGGCUGGACAGAGCCCGUCUCUUACCGAGGAGUCACCAGGGUCACUGUGCACAUGCACCCCCCACGAAACAAUGAUCCUAAUAUCAAGCAGAUUGUGCGUAAGAUGAUCCAAGAGGCCAGGAAGAUUAUCGCAGUUGUUAUGGAUGAAUUCACAGACCGGAAUAUAUUUGAGGAUCUGAUUGAGGCCUUUUACCGGCGAAGACUCCCUGUUUAUAUCAUCCUGGACCAAGGCAACGUGAAGUAUUUUCUGGAAAUGUGCAAGAAAAUAGAACUGAACAAUGUGAUGAUACGUUACCUACGAGUCCGUUCCAUCGCUGGCACAGGCCUGUACUUGGCAUCGGGAUAUGUCGCUGGUUCCUUAGACCAGAGAUUUAUGAUUGUGGACGGUGACAAAGUGAUUUCAGGAUCAUACAGUUUCACAUGGAGCUGUUCUCGGCUACACCGCAGCACCGUGGCUGUCUACACUGGCCAGAUCCUGGAAAACUUUGAUGUUGAGUUCAGGCAGCUCUACGCCAACUCCGACCCAGUGGAUCUGCAUGAGCUCCUCGACAUCAAGAUCGGAUUUACAGGCCUGACUCCUGGCCUCCGUGCCAGCCCAGUCCCCCGCUGCUCUGAUGACCUCAACAGGAAGCUCAAUAAUCCCAAAUACCUCCUGGUGACAGAGGGACUGCGUCGGGUCUCCUCAGAAAACCAAGUGCUUCCUGCAUGCGAGUUGAAGGUGAGGGAGAGCAGCGUGAAGUUCCGAGAGAGGAGGGGAACCAUGAAGGACAGUAAGAAGGAGGAUCACAGUAAAUCGAUUCAGGUCGUUGAGGAUUGGCUGCUGAAGAAUGACGUCCGGGGCCUGGACAAACCUGAGCCUGUUGAAGACCUGGUGCCAGCCAGCAAGAUGCCCGAUGCCAACCACCAAGCCAUCUCCCGGUUCGGCAUCACAAACUGGUUCCGAACCAGCUCCAGGAAGUUCAAACGAGUGGACAGUGACUCCCCACCAGUCUCCGAGCCCAAAGCCUCCAAGGGAAACUGGAGGUCCAAGCUGAAGAAAGACUCAGCCAAAAGUGGGAAGAUGACCAUGGAGACUGAAAGCCUAACAGACAUGGGUACAGGGAAGGACAGCCCCUCCACGUCAGAGAAAGGUCCCAGCAGCAACACCAGAAAGAGCAAGGAGCAGUGUGUGCUGUCAUGAGGACUUGGGUCGAAGGGUUGGGGG
Messenger RNA from Stegostoma tigrinum, 1572 nucleotides. Its product is annotated as protein FAM83F-like. NCBI's taxonomy places the organism in Eukaryota, Metazoa, Chordata, Chondrichthyes, Orectolobiformes, Stegostomatidae. The transcript is spliced from 5 exons. The record is from RefSeq and is a predicted model, not a curated record. Bases 43 to 1548 code for a protein of 501 amino acids.